UAAAACAAUUUUUGCUUUAUUUACAGAGGGAAGAAAUCUGGUCAUCGAAUUCAAAGAUUCAAAGUGAGGCUGAAAAAUCAACCAGCGAAGCUUUUCAAUGUGAUUUCUGUUUAAAGAACUUCAGCAGGCCCUCUCACUUAAUCAGACAUAAAACAAUACAUACUGGAGACAAACCUUAUAAAUGUGAUGUGUGUGGGAAGGCAUUCAGUCAGUCAAAUAACUUACAGACACACAUGAGGACACAUACAGGUGAUAAACCUUAUAAAUGUGAUGUGUGUGGGAAGGCAUUUAGCCGGUCAUAUACCUGUCAGGAACACAUGAGGAUACAUACAGGUGAUAAACCUAACAAGUGUGAUGUAUGUGGGAAGGCUUUCAACAAAUUAGGUAACUUAUACUGCCACAUGAAGAUACACACAGGUGAUAAACCUUAUAAAUGUGAUGUGUGUGGAAAAUCAUUCAGCCAGUCACAAUACUUACAGAAACACAUGAGGAUACAUACAGGUGAUAAACCUUUUAAAUGUGAUGUCUGUGGGAAGGCAUUCAGCCAGUCACAUCACUUACAGACACACAUGAAGACACAUACAGGUGAUAAAUCUUAUAAAUGUGAUGUGUGUGAGAAAGCAUUCAGUCAGACACAAAACUUGCAGAAACACAUGAGGACACACACAGGUGAUAAACCUUAUAAAUGCAAUGUGUGUCGGAAAGCAUUCAGUCAGACACAAAACUUACAGACACACAUGAGGACACAUACAGGUGAUAAACCUUAUAAAUGUGAUGUGUGUGGGAAAGCAUUCAGCCUGUUACAACACUUACAGACACACAUUAGGACACAUACAGGUGAGAAACCUUAUAAAUGUGAUGUUUGUGGAAAGUUUUUCAGCCAGUCACAACACUUACAGACACACUUGAGGAUACAUACAGGUGAUAAACCUUAUAAAUGACAUAUGUGUGGGAAGGCAUUCAGCCGGUCAUAUACCUGUGAGACACACAUGAGGAUACAUACAGGUGAAAAACUUAACAAGUGUGAUGUGUGUGGGAAGGCCUUCAACAAAUUAGAUAACUUAUAGAAACACAUGAGGAUACAUACAGGUGAUAAACCUUAUAAAUUUGAUGUGUGUGGGAAAGAAUUCAGGCAGACACAACACUUACAGACAC
Molecule: messenger RNA, 1155 nt
Organism: Saccostrea cuccullata (small rock oyster)
Lineage: Eukaryota; Metazoa; Mollusca; Bivalvia; Ostreida; Ostreidae
Product: zinc finger protein 235-like
Exons: 1
Coding region: 234-941 (235 amino acids)
Biological process (GO): regulation of transcription by RNA polymerase II
Cellular component (GO): nucleoplasm
Molecular function (GO): DNA-binding transcription repressor activity, RNA polymerase II-specific; RNA polymerase II cis-regulatory region sequence-specific DNA binding
Source: RefSeq, a predicted model, not a curated record